AAUAACUUUAUCAAACUAAAAAUAUGACGUUAAAAUAUUUCCGCCCGAUGAGCGGCAUGAGGCUUCUAUCCAAUGGCGGCGAUUAAAUUUGUACUUGGAUCCUUUUUUAAUCCUGACCGGACGAAGAUGUUCGUCUCAGCCGGGUGGAGCGGCAUAACCAUAAGUAGGUCAUCUCAGAAUCUUCUCUACUCUCAGGAAAUGUUAUAGACACCGCGGCCAUCGAUAACAUCGAAACAUAAAGUUUAUGCUCUCCGUACUCGUGACUCUCUUGGAACUUUCGAACUUUGAAAAUGGAAGCAGGGGAUAGAAAGCCCCUAUCGACGUGUGUUCUUGGACGUUGCCCAGCUCCCAAGCUAGGAACGAUCUGUGAAUUUCUCAUCGCGUUGGUUUCCGCAACAGUAACCACUGUAUUUACUCUUCAUCAUGAGAAAAGACGAGUUCGCAAUUCCCCAAUCUAGAUUCUGAUAAGGGCUAAUGUUCAACAGCAGAUAAUCUCAAAUACAAACCAUAUGGGUUACACUUUCGACCCAGAAAAUUUUGGUAUCUUUUUAGAUCCAUCUCCAUUUUCGUUACUCGCAUCGUGUCUCCUUUUAGGUUGUUCGAUUUCUUCUUUCGCGCAUCGACGUCAGGGGCACGAUCAAUGCCAAUCGCUCAUUUUUGUGUUCGCCAUUCUUACGGCGACUACCAUAGGUUUUGCAUUAGGGAUAAAUGCCAAUCUCAUAAUGCUAGGAUUCAUUCCUUGGGCCCUGAUCUUUGCCAUGAUAUCCAGUGUGUUCAUCCAUUGGACCGUCAGACAUUAUAGCAAAGAUCGGAAACUGCCUCCUUUAUUCUUCCUUGAAAAUGGUGGAAAGUCCAUAACGAGUCAUUGGCUAUGAAACUCCACGGCUGCCCAUGUCCUUGAUGAUCAAAGUGUGUGCCCCUGAGUAACAAACUUAAAUUUAGGAUACUGUUGUUGACAUGAUAUUUCAUAGAUCGGUCCUGGUCCUUGAGUCAAUGCACGAUCCGCUAUCAGCAACAUACCCACGCAAACAUGGUUUGCCUCCAGACAUACCACGCAUCUGAGAACAACUAUGCAAGUAUUUUAAAGUCUAAAUCUUCUAUAACCAACGAUAUCACCACAAAUAUGCUUUACCAGGCAAGCAUUCUGCCACGAAUGGUCGCGAGAUUCGGGGGAUUUGCUAUAUUAGAGUAAUCGAAGUGGGAGCAUUGUACCAGUCGGAACCUAACCGAGUUGGGGAAUGAAUAAACAGGGACUUUCAGUAUAUUGGCCAUUGGAGUGUUUCUAUAUCUCAUUUGUAGACAUAUCUUUCGUCGAGGCGAAAUUGGACCAGUGGCUCAUAUUUUCAUUUUUAUUGUGCCCAAUCUGGAAAAGAUUCCGCAAACACAAGCAUGAUAUGCUGUUAGCUGUGAAAUGUUCCGAGGUAUGGAUUUUUCUGCUUACAGUGUAUUUGUUUUUCAUGAAUGGAUGCAACAUAACAAAAGUUCUCUUUUAUUUUUCCUUCAUGGCUGGAAGAUCGAAGAUUAGACCAACAUAGGGGAGGAAUAGAGUCGAGAACCUAAUCAAACGAUACGCGUGCGUUGCUUAGUUGCGGACGAUAUUUACAGCUGGAUGUUAGAGUAUUUUGUAGAUCUCGAAGCAAACAGAGAGAUAAGAAUGAUAGCGAGAGUUCCAGGCGACAACUUUACGGACGUUGACACUAUUCAACGAAAGUGGUUGACUUGGUUAUUGUACCCAGUACUUCUAUAAGU
Molecule: messenger RNA, 1749 nt
Organism: Sclerotinia trifoliorum
Lineage: Eukaryota; Fungi; Ascomycota; Leotiomycetes; Helotiales; Sclerotiniaceae
Source: the annotation of a GenBank genome assembly